UCGAUGGAGGUCCUGGAUCAGAAGAGAGUGUGUUAUCCGCACCCGGGGCUAAUCUGAGGAGGGAGGAUCCCGAUCUGAGAGCGGAGUAAGAAGUAAGCGAUCAGGUUGCGACGAGUGACGGAGCUGAGAGGCGGCCGCUACGGCCGUCCAUUAGCUUUGAAUUCGCGGCAGCCGUUCGCACUCGAGCGCCGACCCGCUCGACGUAAUGGCGCCGACGGCCGAGGGUAAGGCCGUGGUCCUGGGCCUGUUAGCCGGGAUCGGGGCGGCCGGUCUGACGCUGGCCGCGGUGGCGUGGUACCACCGAAGGAGGGAGAGGGAAGGCGGCAGAGGCUGGGCCGAGGCGGUCGGCUACUCGAGGGGGCUGCGGCAGGCGGACAUCGUGGACAAGUUGGACGGGCUGAUCCGCGGCCUGGAGGAGCUGAAGAGAGAGGUGAAGAGCCUGAAGGAGACGGUGCCGCGCCUGGAGAAGCGAGUCUGCAGAGAGCUCGGUCAGGCCGGUCCCCAAAAGAGAAACAGCCCCGCACACACAGCGUCCAGGAAGAGGAAGAAGACCGCACGGAGCUCGGACGAAGGCGGCGCGGAUGUUGAAGCGGCUGGACAAGGUUCCCUGAGCUCCGAGGAAGUGGAGAGUGAAAAGGGUUACAUAACUGCGCACACAGAUACAGAAGACGAAUCUGAAGAGGACAGAUUGAAACAUUGCACUGAGAAUUCCAUACUUGGAGCUUCACUGAAAGAUGCACGUGAGGACAAUGACACCAGUGAAUUUGAUGCGCUGAUGCAGAAAGCAGAUCAACUGCAUGCCAGUCUCAUGGUAAAGAAAAAAGAAGGAUUCCAGUUACUGCUUGAGAAAAAGGACCAGUUCUGGGACAAAGUGGAAUUUCUGUGGCGACUAGCAAGGGCAUACAGCGAUAUGCAUGACAUUGCAUCGGAUGUAGAAGAGAAAAAAAACUAUGCUAUGAUUGGUAAAGAGUUUGCUUUGAAUGCUGUUAAUCUUGGACCAGAGUGUGCUGAUAGCCACAUGUGGCUUGCAAUUACUUGCGGCCAUCUUUCGGGCUAUGGAAGUGUGCAGACAAAAAUAAAGGAUGGUUUUUUAUUCAAGGAACAUAUCGAUAAAGCAAUUCAACUGAGGCCACAAGAUCCCAUUUUGCACUAUCUUCUAGGAAGAUGGUGCUAUUCUGCUUCUCAGUUGACAUGGAUUGAAAGAAAAGUAGCUACGGCCUUGUUUGGAGAGCCACCAAAUUCAACAGUACAAGAUGCUUUGCAAUGUUUUCUCAAGGUAGAGGAAAUACACCCAAGAUAUUCCAAAGCUAACUGUAUUUAUUUGACAAAGUGUUACAAAGAACUCGGACAGAACACUAAUGCACAAACGUGGUGUGACAUGGCUGCUACCUUUCCUGACACUGUAGAGGAACAAGAACUUCAAGAAGAAUUUGAAAGCCUUCUCUCUGUCCUCAAGCAAUGAAUUUUAUUCCUUUGAAUACAAUUCUGAAAAUGGUUUAAAUGUUUGAAUGAUAUAACUGCACUAUAAUUUUUCUUUGAGGAAAGGGACAUAAUUGUCACAUUCGAAAACCAGCACUGAGGAUCACUACUUUUGACUGGCACUGAAUUUUGCUUUAUAGAUUUAUUUAUUGAAUCAUACUAAAUUUGUUGAUCCUAACCUUAAUCUGUUAAGGCACAAAAGUGUAAGUAUCCUUGGUAUAACAGUUUAAAAAAAAUUUAAAAAUUAUGCACUAUAUUUUAAAAUAAUUUUAAUUGUAUUUACUGUAUAAUUUCCAUAAUUACUCUAAUAUAUCUAUAAUAUCUUUAACAUCUGUGAGAUUUUUUAAUAAUUUGCAGAUGCCAUUACUUGCCUUUUUCUAUAAAUGUUACUAGAGGUCCAACGUAAGAAAAAGUCUAAAUAUCAGCUUGCUUUUUUAUUUUGAUUGAAAGAACAUAAAUAUGAAAUUAUAUAAUUGAUUUCAAAAGAAUUACUUUGAUUUGCAAUAGUGUCUUAAAGUGUAUAAAUAUUUAAUCAAUUUUUACAAAAAUUAAUAAAGAUUUCACUGGUUCCAAAAUUUCUGUUUUCCAUAUUACAAACAAUAAAACUGUGUGUACAGCAGA
Molecule: messenger RNA, 2100 nt
Organism: Hypanus sabinus (Atlantic stingray)
Lineage: Eukaryota; Metazoa; Chordata; Chondrichthyes; Myliobatiformes; Dasyatidae
Product: regulator of microtubule dynamics protein 2
Exons: 10
Coding region: 206-1462 (418 amino acids)
Cellular component (GO): cytoplasm; spindle microtubule; mitotic spindle pole
Molecular function (GO): microtubule binding
Source: RefSeq, a predicted model, not a curated record